CCAAUUCUCCUCUGGAAUUCACCGCCCCUUUUCUUUGCCUCCAAAAUUCAGUUCCCUCAGAGGAGGAGGCGAAAAUAUAAAAGAUCAGCGGCUUUCCCGUUUUCGUGAAACUCUAAUCCCAGUUUAGGUUGACGGAAAAAGAUAAGUAAUUGAUGAAACGAUGACCGAAGAAGGAAAAAACAGAGGCGUCAACGUCACCGGCAACCCGCAGACCCAGUAUUAUGGGACUUUUCAAGGCGUCGCCAAUUACUAUCCUUCUGUUUCGCAGCCCGCGCCCCCGCCCCCGCCCCAUACGGUUGUCGGUUUUCCUCAGCCGAUUGCUCCUCAUGGCUCCAUCGCUAAUCCUCAGUACUUUCCUCAUGGAUAUAAUAGCUUUGCAACAGGUUAUGCGGUUAUUGAGGGAAGGCCCGUGAGAGAACACAGGCUUCCAUGUUGUGGUUUGGGCAUGGGAUGGUUCUUGUUUAUUGUUGGGUUCUUUUUAGGUGGCAUUCCUUGGUAUGUUGGUACUUUUAUCGUGCUCUGUGUACAAGUGGAUUACAGAGAAAAGGCUGGAUAUGUUGCAUGUGCGAUAGCUUUUCACCAAUACCAGGUUGUUGGAAGAGGGUUGCCCACUGAGAAUGAUGAGCAUCCAAAAAUUUAUCGGAUGAAGCUGUGGGCCACUAAUGAGGUUAGGGCCAAGUCCAAGUUCUGGUACUUCUUGAGGAAGCUGAAAAAGGUCAAGAAGAGCAAUGGCCAAGUACUUGCUAUUAACGAGAUCUUUGAGAAGAACCCAACUAAGAUCAAGAAUUAUGGCAUUUGGUUGCGUUACCAAAGCCGAACUGGCUAUCACAACAUGUACAAGGAAUACAGAGAUACCACUUUGAAUGGUGCUGUGGAACAGAUGUACACUGAGAUGGCUUCCCGACACAGAGUAAGGUUCCCAUGCAUUCAGAUAAUCAAGACUGGCACCAUUCCAGCUAAGCUCUGCAAAAGAGAAAGCAGCAAGCAAUUCCACAACUCGAAGAUCAAGUUCCCAUUGGUGUUCAAGAAGGUUAGGCCACCAACCAGGAAGCUUAGGACAACAUACAAGGCAUCCAGGCCCAACCUAUUUAUGUAAGCUGUCCUCAUCUGAAAAAUGAUGAGUAAAGAGAGGGAUUCAGUUAUGGAUUUUGUUUUUCCUAGACUUAUCAUUUUUGUUUAUUGGAUAUUGCUUUUGUUUUCAAAUCUUAUUUGGUAGACCAGUCAGAAAUUAUAUUCUGUGUUGUGAGAUCUCUUUUUUGUUUACUUCUAAAAUUGCUUUGGAUGUUAUUGCUAUUUACUUUUUAGCAUGAACUGAUAUUUCAUGCUUUAUUUC
Molecule: messenger RNA, 1333 nt
Organism: Jatropha curcas
Lineage: Eukaryota; Viridiplantae; Streptophyta; Magnoliopsida; Malpighiales; Euphorbiaceae
Product: Ribosomal protein L18ae/LX family protein
Biological process (GO): translation
Cellular component (GO): ribosome
Molecular function (GO): structural constituent of ribosome
Source: RefSeq, a predicted model, not a curated record